Oreochromis aureus is the source of this 450-nucleotide messenger RNA. It is a transcript of the gene mocs2, whose product is annotated as molybdopterin synthase sulfur carrier subunit. Lineage: Eukaryota; Metazoa; Chordata; Actinopteri; Cichliformes; Cichlidae. The record is from RefSeq and is a predicted model, not a curated record. Gene Ontology annotation, cellular component: cytosol. The transcript has 3 exons. The coding region runs from base 16 to 438 and encodes 140 amino acids. Gene Ontology annotation, biological process: Mo-molybdopterin cofactor biosynthetic process.
AUCAGGACAAGCUCCAUGUUCCUAUCCACACCUGCAGGUGGCAGCAUUGCAGUUCUGUGCUACUUGCAGGCCGCUCAUGAAGCUGAAGAGGAAGAAGCGGAAAGGAAACGCGUUUCUCCUGCUCACCAACAGCUGCAAACUUUCCUCACAUGCUCGAGCUCUGCACGUUUCUUCAUGACGGCGCAGGUGUGCGUGUUGUACUUCGCUAAAAGCGUCGAGCUGACGGGUGUGAAGGAAGAGAAGACUGUUGCCGUGCCAACACCAAUCAGCAGCCACGACCUUUGGAAGCUGUUGGUACAGCGGCACCCAAGACUGUGUACGCUGCAGGACGGUGUUGUGUUGGCAGUGCGUCAGGAGUACGUUCCCAUCGGCGACCAGGUGCUGACUCUGGGAGACGGAGACGAAGUCGCUGUAGUGCCGCCACUCAGCGGGGGCUAGAGACUCGAGACU